CCCUGACCCAGCCGCCACUAUUUACGCAUCGUAUUUAGGGAGGUCCCGGGAAACCCACGACAGCCUCAGAAACCCACCAACAUCCAGAAUGCACGUUCCCGAUCUGGAGCUAGCGGUCCCCGUUCUCAAGACCCUGCCCGAGUGCGCCGAUUUCACGAAAACUGUCUCGCCAUUCCUCCCGCAGCUCUACGCACUGCCCCAGCAAAUUUUCGACCGCAUCAACGACCUCGGUGCACUGAGAGAGCUGUAUACGUCGACAAAUCCGCUGAUAACGGCGCUCGCAUUCUCACUGUUUCUAGCUGGAGUUGUGUUGAUCGUUUCCGAGGCCAACAGGAACUACUCGCAGGUAGAUAGGUUAUGGAGCAUCAUCCCCGUGGUGUAUAAUUGCCACUAUGCAUUGUGGGCACACCUUGUGGGGCUCCGUUCGCAGAGGCUAGAUCACGUUAUGGCAGUUUCAAUACUGUGGGGAGCAAGGUUGACGUUCAAUUACUGGCGCAAAGGCGGGUAUUCCGUUGGCUCGGAAGAUUAUAGAUGGGAGUACGUUAAGAACUACGCCGGGCCUACUUGGAUGUUCAUCUUUAACAUUGGAUUCAUUUCUCUAGGACAAUGCCUCCUGCUAUUCGCCAUCACAUCCCCAACCUACAUCCUCCUCCUCACCUCCCGCCUCACCCCGGACACCAUGUCCACCUACGACAAUCUCUUCUCCCGCCUAAUGUUCUUCCUCGUGCUCGUCGAAUUCUUCGCUGACCAGCAACAAUGGACCUUCUACCUUGCACGCACUAAAUACCGUGCCACCGCUAAACUCCCCAAAGACCAAAAAUUCACCCGCGAGCAGCUCGACCGAGGUUUCAACACAACCGGCCUCUUUGCGUGGUCUCGACACCCGAAUUUUGCGGCCGAGCAGGCCGUGUGGGUGUGCUUGUAUCAGUGGUGUUGUUGCGAGACGUUUACGUAUAUGAAUUGGACGUUUGCGGGCGCUAUGGGGUAUCUUUUGCUUUUCCAGGCAAGCACCUGGUUUACGGAGUGGAUCUCGACGAGAAAGUAUCCGGAGUAUAAGGUUUAUCAGCAGAGGGUUGGGAAGUUUUUGCCGAGGUUGAUUACAAGAGGUAUGGAUGAGGUGAAGAAACCAGAGGAGAAUGCUAAGGAGGGGAAGGAAGCGAAGAGUCUGAAGGAUAUUAGGGUUGGGGGUAAGACAAAGAAGAGGUGAAUUGCACUUUAAUAUUGUAUUGAGGGAGCCUCAUCGAUCAGAAAAAGAUGAAUGCAGUGGACUUAGAUUGCCACCAUAAGCGAGAUUAUGCUGCAUAUCAACAUUCUCAUCAAGACACUGGCAAGUAUUCUAACUGUAUCCGGAAUCUGCAUCCUCUUAGAAGGGAACAUCCCUUGUUUCUAUCAAUUAGGUGCACAUAUACAGGCAUCCCUGUUUAUGUACCAAAUGAAAACGCU
Molecule: messenger RNA, 1443 nt
Organism: Lindgomyces ingoldianus
Lineage: Eukaryota; Fungi; Ascomycota; Dothideomycetes; Pleosporales; Lindgomycetaceae
Product: DUF1295-domain-containing protein
Exons: 2
Coding region: 89-1207 (372 amino acids)
Cellular component (GO): membrane
Source: RefSeq, a predicted model, not a curated record